Molecule: messenger RNA, 4518 nt
Organism: Oncorhynchus masou masou (cherry salmon)
Lineage: Eukaryota; Metazoa; Chordata; Actinopteri; Salmoniformes; Salmonidae
Product: interphotoreceptor matrix proteoglycan 1-like
Exons: 18
Coding region: 1-4518 (1505 amino acids)
Biological process (GO): visual perception
Source: RefSeq, a predicted model, not a curated record
AUGCAUUUGAGAACGGGACUGUUCCUCACCCUAUUUCUUUUUACACUUGCAGCCCCUCGAAUCAAAGACCUACAGGUCCAAGACUUGUUUGGAAUCCGAGAUGUCAAAUACAAACACUUCCUAGAGAGUCUAAGACCAGUCAAACACACCACCAAUGUCAAAAUGAUAAAGGACCUGGACAGGCAACGGACGAAGAGGUCGACGUUCUUCACCACGGGGGUGAAAAUAUGUCCUCAAGAGAAGAUGAAGGAGGUCAUCUCCAACCAUCGGGCCUACUACAAACUUAGAGUUUGUCAGGAAGCGAUAUGGGAGGCCUUCCGUAUCUUCUUGGACAGGGUUCCUAACUCCGAGGAGUACAAACACUGGACAAACGCCUGCCAGCAUGGCUCUCUCUGUCUGGAUGAGGUGGCCAGGAACUUCAGUAGUACCCAGGAACACAUUGACAUGGUGGCCAGAAGAGUUGCUGAACAGGAGAAGAUCCAGAAAGAAAGCGGUGAAGUACCAACAGCUGAAGGAACUGAGAUUGAGAAAUGCUCGAAAACUCCAUCAGAACUGUUUACCAUUCCGAAUGAAGCAGGGGACAUAACAGAGAUUCCAAACAUUGUACCAGAUGAGGCGGUUAUUGAGGAGCAGAUAGUGGAGUUCAGUGUCACCAUAGCUGACCCUGGCUACAGUGAACUUCUUCUGAGAGACCCUGCAGCUCCCCAGUACCAUGACAUCACACGCAAUCUCCACGAUACGAUGGUUCCCGUUUUUGACAAACUUCCUGGGUAUAAAGAUCUUCGUGUUUUGGGAUUUCGAUCUGAUGAUGUGUCAGUCCGCUAUGCUGUGGUGUUUGAGACGAAUGGAGAAGACCAUGACACAGAAUCUAAAACCACUCUAGAACCAGGCACAGGGACAGUUGUUUACACAAACGGGCACAGACUGAAGGAUCUGGUUUCCAAGGCCUUGAGCGAAGAGACAUCCCUGCCUGUGGACAUACAAACACUCAGUUUUGAACCUGAUCCCACAGUUUCGCUACGCAAUGAGUUGGAAGCGACUACCUUGGAGACCAUGCUAGAGGAGGUUGUUGGGCACACUGAAGGUUUCUUACCAACUGUUGCUGUCGGAGAGGAAUUUCUUAAAGAUUUUACAGACACACCCGAGGAACUUACUGUUGUGCCUUUAGGUGACUCAGUUACUGUUCUCCUCACUGAGGCUACCACUGCCUCCCCUGCCAUUGAAGUAACUCCCAAUUCUCCCCAAGAGGAACUUAGUGAGAGUCCUCCCUCAGAAGAAGUAGAGUUGCCUCCAGUUGCGGCUACAGAUGAGAUGCUUGAGGCAGAGGCUACAGAUGAGAUGCUUGAGGCAGAGGCUACAGAGGAGAUGCUUGAGAUAGAGGAGCCUGAAGUGGAUGUUACAGAGGAGACGAUUGAGGUAGAGGAGCCUGCAGUGGAUGUUACAGAGGAGACGACUGAGGUAGAGGCUACAGAGAGGACGCUUGACGUAGAGGAGCCUGCAGUGGAUGUUACAGAGGAGACAAUUGAGGUAGAGGCUACAGAGAGGACGCUUGACGUAGAGGAGCCUGCAGUGGAUGUUACAGAGGAGACAAUUGAGGUAGAGGAGCCUGAAGUGGAUGUUACAGAGGAGACGAUUGAGGUAGAGGAGCCUGCAGUGGAUGUUACAGAGGAGACGAUUGAGGUAGAGGAGCCUGAAGUGGAUGUUACAGAGGAGACGAUUGAGGUAGAGGAGCCUGCAGUGGAUGUUACAGAGGAGACGACUGAGGUAGAGGAGCCUGCAGUGGAUGAUACAGAGGAGACGAUUGAGGUAGAGGAGCCUGAAGUGGAUGUUACAGAGGAGACGAUUGAGGUAGAGGAGCCUGCAGUGGAUGUUACAGAGGAGACGACUGAGGUAGAGGAGCCUGCAGUGGAUGUUACAGAGGAGACGAUUGAGGUAGAGGAGCCUGCAGUGGAUGUUACAGAGAGGACGCUUGAUAUAGAGGAGACUGCAGUGGAUGUUACAGAGGAGACGUUUAAAGUAGAGGAACCUCCAGUGGAUGUUACAGAGGAGACAAUUGAGGCAGAGGAGCCGCUGGAUAUUACAGAGGAGACGAUUGAGGUAAAGGAGCCUGCUGUGGAUGUUAAAGAAGAGACAUCUGAGGUAGAGGCUACAGAGGGGACACUUGAUGUAGAGGAGCCUGCUGUGGAUGAUACAGAGGAGACGAUUGAGGUAGAGGAGCCUGAAGUGGAUGUUACAGAGGAGACGAUUGAGGUAGAGGAGCCUGCAGUGGAUGUUACAGAGGAGACGACUGAGGUAGAGGAGCCUGCAGUGGAUGUUACAGAGAGGACGCUUGAUGUAGAGGAGACUGCAGUGGAUGUUACAGAGGAGACGUUUAAAGUAGAGGAACCUCCAGUGGAUGUUACAGAGGAGACAAUUGAGGUAGAGGAGCCGCUGGAUAUUACAGAGGAGACGAUUGAGGUAAAGGAGCCUGCUGUGGAUGUUAAAGAAGAGACAUCUGAGGUAGAGGCUACAGAGGGGACACUUGAUGUAGAGGAGUCUGCAGUGGAUGUUAAAGAAGAGACAUCUGAGGUAGAGGCUACAGAGGGGACACUUGAUGUAGAGGAGUCUGCAGUGGAUGUUAUACAAGAGACAUCUGAGGUAGAGGCUACAGAGAGGACGCUUGAUGUAGAGGAGCCUGCAGUGGAUUCUACAGAGAAGACGAUUGAGGUAGAGCAGUCUCUAGUGGAUGCUACAGAGCAGACGAUUGAUAUAGAGAAGACUGUGGAUGCGACAGAGGACUACCUUUGGGUUUGGCCACCAGUUACAAGAACGGCUGUUACAGAACAGCCUACCACCAAAAUGAUUACUCUCUUCCCCCCUGAGGAAGAUGCUGAGGAGACCCUCCCAACUGUUGAACCUAAGGAAGAUGAAGGACCCACAACUACUGAGGCGGCUUUAGGGGAGCAACCAGACGGAGACAAUCAAAUGAUCACCACUACAGCAUCUCUACACGUAGAACCUGCAUCCAUCGAAACAUUCACCACUGUUACACAAUCACCAAACAUGCCUUUAUCUGAGGAUGAUGUCAUCCAAGCAGAGCCUGAGGAAGUCCUCUCAGCAAAUAUUCCCCCUGGACCUUCAGAAGGAUGGGACACUCUCCAAGAUGAGGAACCACUUGAGACGGACGUGGAUAUCUCUAAUGACUCGGACAUACAGGAGGAUGUAGAAAAGGUAGAGGACGGUACAGAAGCCGCCAAUACGCUGGACGAGUUUGGCAGUGGAUUAGAAGGCCCAUUUGAGUCCACCGCAUCCCCAGCACUCACACACAUGAACACUCCUUUAAUGGCCAGUACUGGAAAAGCCAAAGAAAUGGUGGUGUUCUUUAGUUUGCGAGUCACUAACAUGAUGUUUUCAGAGGACCUGUUCAACAAAAGCUCUCCUGAGUACAGGUCAUUGGAGAAUACCUUUCUUCAGCUGAACCAGUUCUCUGAGCCCAGAGACUCGCCAAAUCCUGGAGCCAGUAAAUCUGGGACUGGGAGACAGAGGACGUUAGCUUCAAUACCGCUUCUCCCAUAUCUGCAAUCUAAUUUGACAGGAUUUAAGCAAUUGGAAAUCCUCAACUUCAGGAAUGGUAGUGUUGUGGUGAACAGCAAGAUGAAAGUAGAAAAGGAUGUGCCACAUAACCUGACACAGGCCGUUCACUGUGUGCUAGAAGACUUCUGCAACGCUGCAUCCAAACGACUAGACAUUGAGAUUGACAGUCGCUACCUGGACAUAGAACCUGCUGACCAAGCAGAUCCCUGCAAGUUCUUGGCCUGCAAUGAGUUCUCCCAAUGUGUGGUAAACAGUUGGACCCAGGAGGCUGAGUGUUUGUGUGACCCUGGCUACAGCACUACGGACGGUCUGCCCUGCCAGAGCAUUUGUAACUUGGAGGAAGAAUACUGCUUCAACGGGGGCCUUUGUGACAUCAUCCAGGGUCAUGGAGCCACCUGCAGAUGUCCUGUAGGGAAAUACUGGCACUAUCAUGGAGUGCGCUGCAAUGAGCUGGUGUCACUGCCUGUAGAUCCAGCCAUUUUCAUAGCCUGCCUGGUGGGAAGCCUCACCUUGGUUUGUGCCAUCAUAGGCAUCUUGGUAUUCAUAAACAAGAAAUGUUUCGGGAACCGAAAGACUGUGACUUUGGUGCAUACAAUUGCUCCCUAUGCCUUUGAGAACACAUUGAGAGUGAACCCUGUUUUUGAAAAUGACGAUGGCAUCUUGACUCAAGUAUCCAGCAUAAGUACACCAGCACCCUCGAGUAGUGGUGCUGGUUCUUCUCAAACAUCAGAGCAAGAAGCUUUUCGCGCUAUUGAAAAUAUACAUCUAAGUAUUGAGAUCCCCAGACAGCUCUACACAACCAGACCCGACAAGCUAGUCUCUGAAAUGGUCGAUUUCCAUCACUGUAUACCACACAACGAGACGUGGCGACCACCGAAUGAGUACCGAACCUGUUGCCUGUUAAGGGCAUCAGAAAACGAAUGCUUUGAGGUAACUGUUCUUUGA